CCCCACACCACCAAAGCCCACCCAGCCUCAAACGCCCACGUUGGAGCAGUAGCAGCAGCACAGAGCCGGAGCCCUCCAGCCGUCCGAUCGUCCGACACAGACAGAUCCGAUGGCCCUCGCUCUCUCCGGCUCCGCUGCUGCCCGCGUGCUCGCCCAGCGGCUGGCCCCAGCCACCGCCAGGGGCUACGCGGCGGCGGCCUCCUCCGGGGCGAUGAGGCGCGGCGCCGCGGCGACCGCGGACGGGAAGGCGGCCAGGGAGGCUGAGAAGGCCGCGGCCGACGCCUCGUGGGUGCCCGACCCCGUCACCGGCCACUACCGCCCCGCCAACCGCGCCGCCGGCGCCGACCCCGCCGACCUCCGCGCCGCGCACCUCGGACAGACCUACGCACGGGCUUGAAGCCCCGCUCGACGACCCUCCUGGCCCCGCCAUGGAAGGAAAACUGCUAUGCUAGGUAACGAGGGAAGAGGCAGGCGGCGCUCGUUCGCCGAGCGCUGCGCGCGACGCGGCUUAACGACGGAUCAUCAUCAUGAUCGAUCCUAUACUACUGGGGAGGUGCGGGUUGGAUGUUUCCCAUUGUGUGCGUGCGUUCGUCUGGGCUUGGAUGCCCUGCUAUAGUGUUGGUGUGCUCAGAUCAGAUGUAUCUCUCGUCGAGCAGGGCUUGUACCUUUUACUUUUAUUUACAGCUAGUAAUAAUAACGAAAGAAUCCAGCGUUUUCUUUGUUCUAAACA
This is a messenger RNA of Triticum dicoccoides, 730 nucleotides long. RefSeq names its product late embryogenis abundant protein 41-like. The coding region runs from base 110 to 397 and encodes 95 amino acids. The transcript has a single exon. Gene Ontology annotation, cellular component: mitochondrion. The record is from RefSeq and is a predicted model, not a curated record. Gene Ontology annotation, biological process: response to stress. Lineage: Eukaryota; Viridiplantae; Streptophyta; Magnoliopsida; Poales; Poaceae.